This is a messenger RNA of Telopea speciosissima, 3429 nucleotides long. Its product is annotated as probable LRR receptor-like serine/threonine-protein kinase At3g47570. Gene Ontology annotation, molecular function: protein kinase activity; ATP binding; receptor serine/threonine kinase binding. Lineage: Eukaryota; Viridiplantae; Streptophyta; Magnoliopsida; Proteales; Proteaceae. The record is from RefSeq and is a predicted model, not a curated record. Bases 1 to 3399 code for a protein of 1132 amino acids. Gene Ontology annotation, biological process: protein phosphorylation. The transcript has 5 exons.
AUGUCAGGUCUUGAUAAUGAUGACUGGUAUCGGAGCUUAUCCUCCCUGCUCCCCAACCUUCAACGGUUAUCAUUGUCUAACUGUUCAAUUUCAAGACCUAUGGAUGCAUCCCUUACAAACCUCCAUUCCCUCUCAGAACUCGACCUAGGCUUCAACAAUCUAUCUUCCACGUUACAGGAUCUUCUAGGGAAACUCCCUUCUUUGAGAGUACUUUGGCUCUAUUCUACAGAAUUGUACGAUUUGUCGCAUAACCAUUUCAAUGAUAUACUAGAUGAUGAUGAUGAUGAUCUCUCCCACAACACCAAUUAUAAAUUGUUUGGAAAAAUCCCUACCUCCUCACCCUGUACUGCUGGAACCAAUCUUGAUGUUCUUGAUCUGUCUUAUAACAAAUUGAGCGGUGUGAUUCCCGCCAAGUGUUUUGGUCGUUUGAUUGGCAAUCCAAGUGUCGUAAAUCUAGAGCGGAACAACUUGCAUGGUCCCAUUCCUGAUGCAUACACUAGAGGAGGAUGCAAACUACAAAUGUUCAAACUCAAUGGGAAUCGACUCCAAGGGAAAUUACCAAAAUCACUGGCAAAUUGCACUGAUAUGGAGGAGUUGGAUGUUGGGAAUAACCAGUUAAGUGGGACCUUCCCCUUCUGGUUGCAAAGUCUACCUCAGUUGCGUGUUUUGGUUCUGAGAUCUAACAAAUUCUAUGGUCCCAUUAUUAGGCAACGAUCAAAGGUUGAUGAUGGUUCUGAUCAUCCCUUCCCAAUGCUACAUGUGCUCGACAUCUCUGUAAAUAAUUUUACAGUAAAAUUGCCGCUGGAAUAUAUUUGUCAAUGGAAGUCAAUGGUGGUUACCGAUGUACAUCAACUGGCCGGUUAUGUUUUGUCCAUUUUCCCUAUUAAUAUCAAUGCCAUUCUUCUUCUUCUCUGGUGCAACAACUGCAUGAGCUUAUUGGUGAAUUCACAAUCAAGAGGAGGAUCAUCAAAUGGAAUAGAUCGGCUAGCUUUGUUGGCCUUCAAGGUUCGGAUAACCAAUGAUCCCUUUCAAGUUGUGAGUUCCUGGAAUGACUCUGUUCACUAUUGCAAGUGGCCAGGCGUUACAUGUGGCGGUCGCCGGCAUCCAGACAGGGUCAGAGCCUUGCGUUUACCGUCCAAACGGUUGGUGGGGUCCUUGGCUCCAGAAAUAGGAAAUCUCAGUUUCCUUCGAAAGAUUUCGCUUUACAACAACAACUUCAAUGGUGAAAUCCCUCGUGAAAUUGAGGGGUCAUAUCCCACCUUCCUUUGGAAUCUUUCGUCUCUUGAAAUCAUUUCCGGAGACACAAAUGAUUUAAGUGGAAGUAUUCCAGAUUCCUUUGGCCAAUUAACAAGAUUCAAUUAUCUCUUGCUUGGUGGAAAUAAGUUGUCUGGUACCAUACCUCCCACUAUAUAUAAUCUUUCCUUACUCGGUAAUUUUGAUGUCUCAGCUAAUCAACUCCAAGGGAGUUUUCCACCAAAUUUAGGCUUCACUCUUCCUAAUCUAUGGCGGCUUUCAGUUGCAGAAAACCAGUUUCAUGGAACAAUUCCAAUUUCUCUAUCCAAUUUGUUGGAACUCGAAGAACUUUAUAUAAGUAUAAACAGUCUUACUGGGAAAGUGGCUAUUAAUUUUGGAGGCCUAUCAAAACUCACUCGCCUUUCAUUGGGUACGAAUCAUUUGGGAAAUGGGGAUGUCGAUGACCUGAAUUUUGUCAACACGCUGACCAACUGUAGUAGUUUAGAAUUAUUGGAUUUCAUGGAUAAUCGUUUUGGUGGCGUGCUCCCCAACUCCAUAGCAAACGUAUCAAACCAACUGACACGAUUCUAUGUGUCAUACAAUCAAAUAUCUGGAGAAAUUCCAGUGGGGAUUGGGAACCUUGUAAGGUUACAAGUCUUGGGCCUAUCUGAUAACUUACUAGAAGGAAGUAUUCCGACUUCAAUUGGGAGGCUUCAAAUGCUUCAUAAACUCUUAUCGUAUGGGAACAGAUUCACAGGGCCAAUCCCUUCUUCUCUUGGAAACUUGACAGCAUUGAUUGGCCUCCAUUUAGGAGAUAAUCGUUUGGAAGGAAAAAUACCUUCAAGUCUUGGAAAAUGCAAAUAUUUGUUUGGCUUGAUCCUUUCCGGUAAUCGUUUCAAUGGUAUCAUCCCCAAAGAUAUAUUUCAUCUUUUCACGUUGGUAGAGCUAAACUUGAGUAGAAAUUCUUUCAUUGGUUCUCUACCUUUGGAAGUGGGUGGAUUGACCAAUCUGCAAUCCCUAGAUAUUUCUGAGAACAUGUUGUUUGGGGAUAUACCAAGCACCCUUGGUGCUUGUACAAGCCUAGAGUACCUUUUUAUGGAGGAAAACUCAUUUCAAGGAUCUAUUCCAUCGUCUCUGAGUUUUCUAAGAGGUCUUCAAAUGUUAGAUCUUUCACAUAACAACCUCUCUGGUUUUAUCCCAAAAUAUUUGGGUACAUUUAAGUUUUUACAAAACUUAAAUUUAUCAUUUAAUCAAUUGGAGGGUGAGUUAUCAGUAGAUGGGGUCUUCCAAAAUUCGAGUGCAGUUUCAGUCAUUGGAAACAAUAAGCUUUGUGGUGGUAUACCAAAACUUCAUUUGCGAGCAUGCCAAACUCAAAAGUCAAAAAAAGAGGGAAGGUCUCAUGUUUUCAAGCUGAUCGUCAUCAUAUGUGGUUGUGGGGGCUCAAUGUGUUUGAUUUUUAUGAUAUCUUUUUUUAUUUUCUACAAGAUAAAAAAAGAAAAGAAAGAAUCCACUUUAUUUUCGAUUGAGGGUCGUCACUUUAAGAUCUCUUAUGCCAAACUCCUUAAAGCUAUUGAUGGAUUUUCUUCUACAAAUUUGAUUGGAGUGGGGAGUUUUGGUUCUGUGUAUAAAAGAGUUCUCAAUGAUGGGGAAACUAUUGUUGCAGUAAAGGUCCUCAACAGUAGACAAAGAGGUGCUUUCAAGAGUUUCAUGGUUGAAUGUGAAUCCGUUAGAAACAUCUGGCAUCGUAAUCUUGUAAGAAUCUUAACAUCUUGCUCAAGUAUAGAUUAUGAAGGCAAUGAUUUUAAGGCUCUACUAUAUGAGUUCAUGUCCAAUGGGAAUUUGGAGAGGUGGUUACAUCCACAUACAAAUGGCAUACAAGAUGAACAAAGGCAUUUAAAUCUUGUUCAAAGAUUGAAUAUUGCCAUUGAUAUGGCAACAACAUUGGAUUAUCUUCAUCAUCAUUGUCAUACGCAGAUUGUUCAUUGUGAUCUAAAGCCAAGCAAUAUUCUUCUCGAUGGUAAUUUGACUGCACAUUUGGGUGAUUUUGGGAUAUCAAGAAUUCUUUCAAAAGCCACAAGUAGUUCUCAAAAUCACACAAGCUCAAUCGGAAUAAAGGGGUCUAUUGGAUACAUUGCACCAGGUAAUGUACUUCUUUUAUUGAUCUAGUAUAAUUUUUCCUCUUGUUGAAAAUACUGA